CGCUACCUGCACCCUCAUGCCGAGGUUGAGGUCAUGAGGGGGUUGAUGGUUGCCAAGUUGAGACAGAAUUAUCAGGAUCUGUGCUCACAUCGAGAAGGGAUAGAUGCACCGAUGGAGUCGUUCAACAGAUGGCUGCUUGAACGAGCCACAGUGGACAAGGGCAUUGACCCACUGCUGCCCAGCCAAUGUUCUGUGCCAUUGUCUAGUUCGAUGUUCAGGGAGGUGAUAAACGACGUGCCCAUUCGUUUGUCCCGGCCGAGGAGGUGCGAAGAUGCCAGGAGGAUGCUGUCCAAAUAUGCAGAAGCAGCCAAAUCGCUGGUGAUGAAACGCGGCUGCAAUGUCGAAAAUCGGAAGACGGUGGCCUGGCACGCCGACGAUACGUUCAGUUUCAUGCAGAAGCGUGGGAACGCAACAUAUGACGAUUACAUGGACAGACUAGCACAUCUGAAGCGCGAGUGUCAGCCACACGUCAUCGAAGCCGCCAAAUCGUCAGUCGAAGGCAUCUGUCUCAAGGUUUACUCACUCUCUUGCGUGUAUGUCAAAAAAAUUUACGACAAACAUCUCUCUGUCUUAUCUGCUGCCGGAGUUGACGUGAAAACAUUGCCGGGACCAACGUCAUCAUCAUCAUUAUUGCUACCUCACUCACUUACUCAUCAUCAUCAUCGUUACCCGUGCUCCCCCAUUGCCCUUUCCACGCCCCUUUCCCCCAACGUCACCGUCGAACACCACGACAGUGGUGAAGUUGUGACUCUUAGACUAAAGUUAGCAGCGGCAGGUGUCGCAAAUAAUGACGUCAUGAAGAUAAACAGCAUGCACUUCAGAAAACUAGAACAGUUGUACAUGUUGAAUUGCAGAGAUGACCCAAAAAUGGAGCACUUCCUACAUAGAACUUGGUGUCUCCUUAAAAGAUAUAAUACCUUCUUUGGGACAAAAGAGAACGAAGGCUUCGGCCUCCAGGGAGCUCUGCCCGUCUCCGUUUUCCAAUGCCUGAACCGAUCGUUUGGUGUAACGUUCGAAUGUUUUGCCUCGCCUCUCAACUGCUACUUCAAACAAUUUUGCUCGGCUUUCCCUGACACGGAUGGAUAUUUUGGCUCUAGAGGCUCCAUAUUGGACUUCUAUCCUAUCUCUGGUUCGUUCGAAGCCAACCCACCAUUCAAUGAGGAACUCAUGGAAGCCAUGGUUGACCAUUUUGAGAGCCUGCUGUCUGAAACACCACUUCCACUGUCAUUCAUCAUCUUCCUACCUGAUUGGAAAGAUCCUCCCACGGAGGCGCUCAUUAAGCUGGAGUCGAGCAGAUACAAGAGACAGCAGAUGACCAUACCGGCCAUGGAGCACGAGUACAGGCAUGGAUUCCAGCACAUCUGCCAGAGGAAAGACCUGAACGUGCGAUCACUGCACGGGACCCUGGUCAUAUUUCUCCAGAACGACGCCGGUGCCAACAAGUGGAGCGUCAAUAACGACAACAUGAGGGAACUCUUGUACGCCUACCAACUAAAUAAUAAUAAUAAUAAUAAUGGGCCUACCAACUAAAUAAUAAUAAUAAUAAUAAUAAUAAUGGGAACACUUCUUUUAUUCAAUCAAAUAUCAUAAAACAAACAGAAUAAUACAAUAUUCAAUAUAUAUAUAUAUACAAAUAAGUAGUAGUAGUAAUAGUGCUGAAUAGUGAUAAUGAUGACGACGAUGAUGAUGAUGAUGUUGUUGCGUGUGACUGAAUGAUUGGAAUGUUGUUUUUCUAUCAGUAUGUUGUUAAUUUUUGAUAUUGCUAUAAUAGAUUAAUAGAAUAAUAGUUAUAAUAAUGAUUAUUAUUAUUUUUGAUAAUCCUAUUAUUUAUUGUACUUCUAUACACUGGUGAUCAUGUUAUGUUUCAUUUUUUUUUGACAGUUCAAUUCAGCCGUACAUUAAAAAACAGUUGCCAGAUUGUAACCCUCGUUGCCGUUGUAUUAAAAAAAAUAUUUCAAUGU
Messenger RNA from Helobdella robusta, 1961 nucleotides. RefSeq lists its product as hypothetical. Gene Ontology annotation, molecular function: RNA polymerase II C-terminal domain binding; mRNA (2'-O-methyladenosine-N6-)-methyltransferase activity. The transcript has 14 exons. NCBI's taxonomy places the organism in Eukaryota, Metazoa, Annelida, Clitellata, Rhynchobdellida, Glossiphoniidae. Gene Ontology annotation, cellular component: nucleus. The coding region runs from base 34 to 1530 and encodes 498 amino acids. The record is from RefSeq and is a predicted model, not a curated record.